Messenger RNA from Alternaria rosae, 1332 nucleotides. RefSeq names its product ubiquitin-conjugating enzyme/RWD-like protein. The coding region runs from base 182 to 1117 and encodes 311 amino acids. The record is from RefSeq and is a predicted model, not a curated record. Lineage: Eukaryota; Fungi; Ascomycota; Dothideomycetes; Pleosporales; Pleosporaceae. The transcript has 4 exons.
UACAGAAUGGUGUUGGUGGUGUUGCACGCUCAACGAAUGGCAGGCGGGGAAGCGCGUUAUACUCAAGCAGGUGAGAACGCAGAUCGGCUAGCACUAGCGUCGAACGCGCUUCGGCUCUCUAUCGCAGGCGCCGUGCUUGCAAGAUGCCGAACGACCUACAACCAUCAUCGCUGCUCUCGAGAUGCCGUUGUCCGUCUCUGCGUCGGCUCUCCCGUCGUUUCGGAAGCAGCAUCUUCUCGUCGAGUUCACCCGUCUGCGCUACGCACAGCUGGAUGGCGUUUUCUUGAGCAUCACGCCCGGCGACCCAACACUGUGGGUAGGUGUAAUAUUCGUGCAGAAAGGACCAUAUGCGCCAGCAGUCUUACGCUUCCAAAUCUCCUUCCCGCCCAGCUAUCCUGCUAUACCCCCCCUCGUGACUUUUUCUACCGAUGUCUUUCACCCACUGCUCACGCCACUUACCACAUAUACUUACACGACUGGCUCCGCCGACACGGAUACCGUCAGUGCCACGGAUGAGGAGCGGCUGCCACCUGGAGGCUUCAGUCUUCGGCACGGCUUUCCGCACUGGUUCGGCAGAGCUCGAAGAUCUGUACCGAACUCUCGCGAUGUCAGUGGAUCUUCAAAUGCUUUUCCCGUGCGGUCCGACUCCAACGUCACGUCUGGCGUCCUUGGGGCCUCUCAGUCUACUGCGGAGUACUCCAUUGUGCGCAUGCUAGAGUACAUCCGCUCGACCUUUAGUGAGGAGUCAAUAUUGGACUCGCUUCCGUUAGAGGCUGCUGCAAACCCAGGCGCUUAUCAUGCGUGGCGGGCGCAUCGGGCUCCGAUAUUGCAAUCUCAACUGUCAGACCGAGCAACUCCGAGUCCCGACCCUUCUACGACGGAUAAAUCAGAAGGUACAUCUGCAUUGGGACGUAAUCGGCGUCCUGGAGAGUGGAACUGGGAGGGAGUCUGGGAGGAACGCGUAAAAAAAGCAGUCAAGGCUAGUAUAUCGGAACCAGUCCUGUUCGGCGCUGGCGCUGGAGAAGACAUAAUUCGCUUUCGCGAGGCGGACGAUGAGAUGCACGAGAAGAUGAAGAGGCACUUAGAAGUGGCUGCCGCACAAUUGGGCGAGGCGUAAUCGCUGGGUCAUUGCUUGGAUCAUGGACGGCAUCGGUUUCCUAGAUGAAACAUGAGCACGAAAUGCACUACAGAAGCUCAGCAUCGUUUUGAACGCGUCUUGAUGCGAGAUCGUGACUGUCUACUUUUCAGAUUCAGGAAAGAGCAUCGUAGGUUUGUUGACUCGCCCACCUCGCACCUUCCUGGCUUGUAGCAGUGCCUCUCACCUUCAGACCU